AUGUCCCUCUAUUUCGAUGCGGUCGCCAUUCUGACUGCACCCGCAUCUGGAGGCUCCUUCAAGUCUCGCAUAUACAACGCACGCAACUUGCGCGCCUCCCCGGCUCAGAUCUAUGCGCUCAUCAUUGAGGCCUCCAAAUGGGACACUGUCCUGGCAGAAGUCAUUGAGAAUGCAGACAUCCUUAGCCUGGAGCGUAAGCUCACGCCACUCCUCGCACUCCUCUUGGUCCAUGAUCACCUUCUCGCGAAGAACGGGAUUGCUGCCCCGGCUGCACACCCUAUUCGACAAGCCCUGGAACGUCACAAAGUACGACUCCGGGCAGAAUUUACUAAGGCUCGCGUGCGUCGAGGAUGUGCAUCGGUCGAUCAGCUCAAAGCUGCUGUUCGACGCGAGAAGCGCGAGGCUCAUGGACCAGAUCACUUCACGUACCCACGCUGGGUACGAGUUAACAACAUUCGCAGUACGCUGGACGAUCAGCUUCGCACGACGUUUGCGGACUACCAGCUGGUCGAUACGCUGGCGGCGCUGACCCCGGACGAUGACGAUCGAACGAAACGCAAACUGCUCUAUCUCGAUCCCCAUAUCCCGGACUUGGUGGCUGUCCCAUUUGGAGCGGACUUCACCGUGUCGCCUGCAUACAGAAAUGGAGAGAUUAUUCUACAGGAUAAGGCGUCAUGUUUCCCCGCCUAUCUCUUGUUGGGUGAUCGAGGGGCAAAAGAUGCCUGGGAGGGUGACUUGGUGGAUGGCUGCGCAGCGCCAGGAAACAAAACCACCCACAUGGCCUCCCUUUUAGCCAAACACCGGAAGCAGAAGACGCCACGAAAACAGAUAUUCUCCAUGGAUGCCUCCAAGGUGCGCUCGAAAACACUCCAGAAAAUGGUGUCCUUGGCCGGCGCCGAUCCCACCGUAACGGUGCUACAAGGGCAGGAUUUCCUGGCACUAGAUCCAAUGGAUUCCACAUUUGAGAAUGUAUCUGGUUUGCUUCUCGAUCCAAGUUGCUCAGGAAGUGGUAUCGUGGGCCGAGACGAUGUUCCUCAGCUGAAGCUUCCUCAGCCGAAAGUACCCAAGAGCAUCAAGCAGCAGGGGAAGAAGCGGAAGCGCGGAGCCCCAGAGGACCGGGACGCCGCCGAGGAACACCAAUCGAAAGCAACGGUGGGCGAGCCCACGGCUGCCCCAUCUGAUGAGAAUGAUAUCCCUAGCGGAACUAUCGACAAUGAACGACUUGUCAAGCUGUCAAACCUUCAAGCACGUAUUGUGGAGCACGCUCUGAGUUUCCCCAGUGCUACUCACGUCACCUACAGCACCUGCUCCAUCCAUCUCAUUGAAAACGAGGCGGUGGUGGCUCGCAUUUUGGCGUCCGAUAUCGCCAAGGAGCGAGGUUGGCGGCUUUUGCGUCGUGAUGAGCAACCAAAGGGCUUGAAGCAGUGGAAACAUCGCGGGGUUCGGCGGGAUCGAGAUAUUGAAACAGGAGUUGAAUCGGAGGACAGCGCCUCUGUCGCCGAGCUCUCCAAUGAAGACCUGGAGGCUUGCUUACGUUGCUGGUCUGGCGACGCAGAGGGCCUAGGUGGCUUCUUUGUUGCCGGGUUUGUGCGCAACUCACAGGAUAAAUCCACAUCCUCGGGACAAUCCAAACUGGGGAAGCAUCACCAAGCUGAAGAGGAUGACGCUGAAGAGCGAUCUGGAGACGAAGACGGAGAAUGGGAGGGCUUCUCUGAUUAA
Penicillium macrosclerotiorum is the source of this 1719-nucleotide messenger RNA. Its product is annotated as rRNA (cytosine-C5-)-methyltransferase RCM1. Gene Ontology annotation, cellular component: nucleolus. Bases 1 to 1719 code for a protein of 572 amino acids. The transcript has 2 exons. Lineage: Eukaryota; Fungi; Ascomycota; Eurotiomycetes; Eurotiales; Aspergillaceae. The record is from RefSeq and is a predicted model, not a curated record. Gene Ontology annotation, biological process: rRNA base methylation. Gene Ontology annotation, molecular function: methyltransferase activity.